Messenger RNA from Gasterosteus aculeatus aculeatus (three-spined stickleback), 1784 nucleotides. It is a transcript of the gene castor1, whose product is annotated as cytosolic arginine sensor for mTORC1 subunit 1. Gene Ontology annotation, molecular function: arginine binding. The record is from RefSeq and is a predicted model, not a curated record. Gene Ontology annotation, biological process: negative regulation of TORC1 signaling. NCBI's taxonomy places the organism in Eukaryota, Metazoa, Chordata, Actinopteri, Perciformes, Gasterosteidae.
UGCGUCGGAUGUUUUUUUCGCCUUGUGAGACGAGCGCAGCGGGAGGCGUCGUUUGCAUCGUCCGGGCCCCGUGUUUUCACCUUUAAAUGAUACCUCGCAGCCGGGAAGGCGUCCUCCACCCGAGCCGAGCGCACCCCGCCGCCGCCGCCGCCGCCGGACACCACCCGACGACAUGGACCUGCACAUACUGGACCACAGGCUGCGGGUCCUCAGCAUAUCCAAGAAGGGGCUGGUGAACUUCACGCACCCGCUGAUUAAACUGAUAUUCCUCCGGAACCGCACGCGAUGCAAGUUCUUCAGUCUGACGGAGACGCCGGAGAACUACACCGUGGUCCUCGACGAGGAAGGGUUCAAAGAGCUCCAGCCCUCCGAGCAUCUCAACGUCGAGAGCUCCGUCUGGCUGCCGCUCAACGUGGUCUCCAACGGCAACGCCUCCAGCAGCUCGCAGGCGGUCGGCGUGACCAAGAUCGCCAAGUCGGUCAUCGCCCCGCUGGCCCAGCAGCACGUCUCGGUCUUCAUGCUCUCCACUUAUCAGACCGACUUCAUCCUGGUGAGGGAGAAAGACCUGUCCGUGGUCAUCGGCACCCUGGAGGAGGAGUUCAACAUCUACAGGGAGGUGGCAGGAGAGUCCGUCCCCGUGCUCUGUCAGGACGUGUCCAACGGCCUCCAGAAGAACGGCAAAGAAGCCACCCAGCCGACGGUUCACCCGGUGCUGAUCCCGCAGAACCAGUUCUGUGUGAUGUCUCUGGACCCGGACACGCUGCCGUCCAUCGCCACCACCCUGAUCGACGUCCUCUUCUAUUCCAACGGCCCUGAGGAGGAUGCACAGUCGUCUCCCAGCCGCAUCAAGUUCUUCUCCUUCUCCCUCAUCGACGGCUACAUCUCUCUGGUGAUGGACACUGAGGCUCAGAGACAGUUUCCUGCUGAUCUUCUCUUCACAAGCUCGUCCGGGGAGCUGUGGAGAAUGGUUCGUAUUGGGGGACAGCCGCUGGGCUUUGAUGAAUGUGGAAUUGUUGCCCAGAUAUCUCAGCCGUUGGCUGACAGCGACAUCUCUGCCUAUUACAUAAGCACCUUCAGCUUCGACCAUGCUUUGGUCCCCGAGGAGGACAUAGUGAGCGUGACCGAGAUGCUCCAGCAUCAGAGGAAAGAACCCGCCGCCAGUUGAUUCCUGAAGUGCGGCCUGAGCUGGAUGACGACCGGCUCAAUUGUGCCGCCCCCUCACGGGGCGAGCGGCCAGCAGGGCGAGAGGCUAACCCCGUGCCUAGGCCAGCACACUGCAUCGCCUGCGGUAUUAACUACUACGAACCUGCCAUGAACACCAGAAGCGCUUCUCCGCGGCGUGCACACACCGUUUGUCCGCGAGGCCUCCCGUCGCACCUAUCGCAUGGCCGAAUGCACUCAGGGGGCCCCCCCCAGACAUCUUUUGUCUUCCAGGAUAACUGAGAAUUUCAAUUUUUUUGACAACCGGUUCGGUUUAAAAGGAAUGUGCAGGUAGUUGUUAUAUAUUAAAACUACUACAAAUUCUGUUAAGCGGGACAGUCGGUUUAGUCGGUGCUUUUUUUUUUAAGAGGUCAGCAUUUCUUAAUCGUAGUAUUACCCAAAGUCAGUAACACUAUGUCUUAUUUCUUGUUAUUUGCACAAUACACUUUUUGAUUUAGCUAAUCUCCCCCAGAUGUUUCCUUUGGUACAACUUUUUGUACAAUUUACAAAUGUAACCCCCGCUAAAAGUAUUCUUUUAAACAUUUGUAAUUUUUGUGUUCUUCAUUCAAUAAAACAUUGAAAAU